Molecule: messenger RNA, 759 nt
Organism: Leguminivora glycinivorella
Lineage: Eukaryota; Metazoa; Arthropoda; Insecta; Lepidoptera; Tortricidae
Exons: 6
Coding region: 148-756 (202 amino acids)
Source: RefSeq, a predicted model, not a curated record
CGGUACAUAACUGUGCCAAGAAUUUGUUAUUUAUUUUUAUUUUGAAUAUUACUGUUUUAAUUCUCCUAGAAAUCAUCUUCGGGUGCUAUACCACAUACACGCGUUUUAUUUUAUUUUCCUAAUCAAUCGUGACCGUAAAACACAAUCAUGGGGAUGAUACAAUCGCUCAUUUGCUCUGUUAUGUUUUGCCUAGAGAGGGUUUUGACAUGGGUGUGCUUUGCAUUCGUGCUAAUUUUCCUAAUGGGUAUGAUGCUGGUACUGAUGGUUUACGGCAUUUCGGUCGGGUAUCACUACGCACAGAAAGAACUUGCAGCAUUUGCUAUGACAUCAAGAACAACAACACCUGAGACCCUGAGGAUGGGACGGUCAGGCGACGAGUCCAGACCAGUCGUCCGACUAGUCGCCGUCAAUAGAUCCUCGAUCGACAACGCGCCGCGGCCGAUGCUUGAGGUAUAUCAGAACAGACCACCUCCUGAAAAAAUUGUAUUGGAUAAACCAGCAACACCUAUUGUUCUAUUGGAAACGGAAAGUCCUCCACCGGAGCCAGAAUUGCUGCCACACGAGAGAGACAUAGCUAAAAGACUAAUCGGUCGCUUCAGACGGUCAAAGAAUAAUACAAUGACUACUACGGCUAUUCCAUUCUUAAGACCUUUUAAAGCUACGACUCACUCAGAUAUCAUAAUGGAUGACCAGAGUACAGAUCAGAAGAACUUUAGCCCCUCAUUAUACUUAACUAAAACUCUCGCUGCAGUAUAAUGA